Messenger RNA from Malus domestica (apple), 552 nucleotides. Lineage: Eukaryota; Viridiplantae; Streptophyta; Magnoliopsida; Rosales; Rosaceae. The record is from RefSeq and is a predicted model, not a curated record.
AUGGCAGAAUUGAUGAACGACAACAGCCCCUGCAUACAUCUUGGUCUUGCAGUUCCAGAUCAGUUUCAGCGUUCUAGAUCGUUCAACCUUCACUUGGCUACACCAAGUUCAGUUCGUCGCUCAUUUUGGGAGGUUCCGACUGGACGAAGAGAUGGAAGAGUGCCAUUAGCCUCAGAGGCCAACAGGGGCUUACCUUCUCCUUUUGCUGACAUAACUCAACUCAAAGCAGCAUUUGCUGCCAAGGGUUUAAGUGCUAAAGACCUAGCGGUUCUGUCAGGAGGACACACAAUCGGCAUAUCUCGCUGCCUGUCCUUCAUGAAUCGCUUGUAUAAUUUCACCGGAAAUGGUGAUACAAACCCAAAAUUGGACAAAAAUUACAUAGCUCAGCUGAAGACAAAAUGCAAGCCAGGGGACACAACUAGCCUCGUUGAGAUGGAUCCUGGAAGCUUUAAACCUUUGAUGAAGAUUUCUACAAUCUUGUCGCUAAAAGAAGAGGACUAUUCCAGUCUGACUCGGCUCUUCUUGAUAACAAUGAGACAAAAGCCUAUGUGA